Molecule: messenger RNA, 2887 nt
Organism: Branchiostoma floridae (Florida lancelet)
Lineage: Eukaryota; Metazoa; Chordata; Leptocardii; Amphioxiformes; Branchiostomatidae
Exons: 2
Coding region: 995-2422 (475 amino acids)
Source: RefSeq, a predicted model, not a curated record
AUAGCUAUAGAUUGAACAAGGGGCUCAUGGGUGGUGUUCUGGUAGCAUUUUGCUUGGCACAAUUUUGACUGUCAUAUUUUUCGCUUGCCUUUAACUUCCAGAACAGACAAAAGCAGCACAAAAGCGGCAGGCAACAAACGGAACUCAAACGCUAAGUAUAGACGUUGUAAGUUAAAGGCACACUUGAGAUGGAACUGAUUCUAGAAUUUUAAUAGUGUGAUAUGUGUGAACGAUGGGAAUUAAACCUAGAAGCAGUGGAUUCACUAGCCUGGUAACAUAGUUUGAUCCUCAUACCAGGAAGGUUGAAUAGCCCACGGUAGCCUUACUCAUAAUUCAAUUACACGUCCUUUUCUCACGCUGUCGUGUUGAGAAAUCCAGACCAUUGUUGGAGGAAGUUAGUCUGGUUUAUUCACCAGAGCAACGCUGCAAUAAGAUGUAAACUUUAGUCAAGGCAGCACCAAUUCUGUUAGUUGUGGCAAGAAUGCACUACCAGAGUGAACAACUGCCAUAUUUCGUACCUCAGCCAACUUUUUUUAAUAGAAAACAAAAUACUGCAAACACCUGGUCAAAUCGCUGUAGGCAAAAAGACGGUAGUCAAAUAUUAAACCCGCACACGAAAAAUGUUGUUGGAAGAUGAUAUACUGUUGCAGGUGACGGAAACUUUUUUCUCAAUGUGUGAAGUUCGUGUUCUUGAAGCGCUUUCACCUGACGUGACCCACAUCCGGCACCGGGGAGCUUACAACUUGACCGCGGCCGGCCAGGGGUCACCGCUCUUUUUGUAGAGGAGUAAAUCUAGAUGUUGUUUUUCUCUACCUGCCAUUGAUACAUCUGUCACACCCCAUGUAUCACAUAUAGAAGCCCCAGGUGUGACGAAUGUAAAAAUAUCUGUCAUUCACCUUAGACACUAGUUUGAUCAAGCACUGGCGAAAUUUAUGGCAGGCUUCUUGUAUUUGCCUGUACCUUUCACCGAAGUAAGACUGCUAAAAACUGCAAAAUGCAUGCCAUUUAUAGAAACAAGACUAAGCACGCGGGAGAAGACUUCGGGGACUCGUUGAUGAUGGCGAGCUCCUUUCCGAGCGUCCUGUCCCCGACGGGCGGCGAGCACGACCCAACUCUGCCAGGCGACUCCCCGGUGAUCGUCAUUCCAAAGACUGCCGACACCGUCAUGAAGGUGCGGCACCAGAACGACAUCCACAACCGCAAACGCCAGGAGGCGGUGAAGUCGGCGCAGCUCCAGAGAGAUGCCGUCAUCAAGUACCUGACAACAGAGCAAAGACGUCUUCAGCUACGUCUUGCACAGCUAAGGUCAAAGACAGCCGCUGUUACUGGGUAUCUGUCGGAGGCGAGAUCGCCGAGGACAGGUAGGAAGGCGCUAAGUCAUGGUCAUGACCUGUUUAUUUCCCAGCCACAACGGGGAAGGACAGCGAUGAGUGAUCGGCCCGUCCCGUCCCCACCAAGCACGGCGCCGGUGCGGCCUGUUAGAGACUCAGCUAGAGACUCCUCAAGGCAACGUUACAGCGCUGGGAAAGAGAACGACCCGUUAACACAAGAAGGCGCCCUGCAUUCAGGGACGCAGUACCGCGACCACUACCUGGUCAGCACCCCGCCAAACGUCCGGCGCAGGAUCGUCGGACAGACCCGCUACCUGGUGCCGCCUUCGCCGCUCGCCUUUACGACAUCUCGAUCAGCGGAGGAGGUAAGGACGACCAAAACACCCCCUGGCAGCCCCGUGCUUAACGGUCUUCAAAGGGCGGACUCUUCUGAUGAACAUCUGUACGAUCCAGCCUCACCGAAGGCGUUUCGGCUGUCCCCGACCGGUCUAACGGAUGCGAAGAAAAACUCGACGACGUUUCCUCCCAUCCACGCGCACAAGUCUGGAAAGAACUUCAAGAAGGUGUCCGACGUGGAGGCGUGGAGAAUCCACAACUUAGCGCGCGAGUACCUGCCACAGCCUGAGGUAACUCUGUCUCCUCCGUCCCAGGAAAAGUGGGCCCAUACAUUGGCUUCUUACCAAACUAACGGAGCGCCAGACGCCGACGCACCGGCACCUGCAGAUGACGACGCCGUGGAAGCGGUGAGCCAGGGGCAGCGGCCGCCGUCCAUGUGUUUUGAUCUCCACUUCGGAUCUCCGUGGGAGCGGCCAGACUCGGGAAGGAGCUGCGGCUCGACAUUAACCGCUAAUGGUUCCGUCUACUCCGAGAUGAACCAAGACGAGCUGUUAGUGCUGCCUCGCAGUCGGGCGCUGGCCUAUCUCCACCCGAACACCUGUGUGCAGAUGAAGCCGUCGGAAAUCGUCUCGAAGAUCGAGGUAAAGACGGGUAAGACGGGGAUUAUGGCGUGGCUGGGGGAGGGCUCGUGCGGAAUGGGGCGCGCCAUGAGAGAGACCGCGCUCCGUAAGAAACAGGACCAUUUCAAGGAUUAGUCUUAUCAAGAGGUAUUUGGCACAGACGUAGACCGUGCACAAGAUUUUACGAUUAAUUGUUGCUAUGAUUCACUGUAUAUACCUGUAGAAAUGUAGGUCUACAGAAGUCUAACCUAGUCCUGUCAAUAGUUUGAGUAAAAAGUUAUAUCAAAGGCUAUUUUUGUCUUUGAAGAAGGCAUUUUUACUUAAAGGGCAUCCAAACUGAGUAAACGAGUACUAAAAGAAUGCAAACGCCAGUCGUCUGCCUGGGAAUUAUAGGGACAAGCUGGCUAGCCCAGGUACCUGGUCACUCAGUGUUGUUUCAGAUACAUCAGUGAUUUAAUCAAGUUCAUGGUUUUCCUUACAAAUGCUCAAGUUCGAACUGAAAUCAAUGUUAAACAUGAACAUAAAUCACAGUAAAAUUUUCAAGAUGUAUAUUCAUAUUUCAGUAAUAAACAGAAUGUUGCAGUGUUCUCCUGCCAUUGA